Messenger RNA from Chlamydomonas reinhardtii, 2548 nucleotides. RefSeq lists its product as uncharacterized. Gene Ontology annotation, biological process: SRP-dependent cotranslational protein targeting to membrane. The transcript is spliced from 13 exons. NCBI's taxonomy places the organism in Eukaryota, Viridiplantae, Chlorophyta, Chlorophyceae, Chlamydomonadales, Chlamydomonadaceae. The record is from RefSeq and is a predicted model, not a curated record. Gene Ontology annotation, molecular function: signal recognition particle binding; GTPase activity; GTP binding. The coding region runs from base 189 to 1334 and encodes 381 amino acids. Gene Ontology annotation, cellular component: membrane.
ACGCUUGAGGAACACAUACAAACAGUAGCGAGUUCGCGCCUGCUUUCCGCGUCUGCACCGCACUCCACGUCGACUGCUUUUUCGUUUUCAGGCUUUGUUUUACAAGCCGACUUAUCUUACAAUUAAUUGGUUGUUCAUAGACCCUACAUUGAUCCGAGGAUCUAGCGAUUGUGCACAGGAAAGCCGAAAUGCAGACGACCGUGGGGCGCAAGUGCGUCGCGAGCUCCGCAGCUGGGCGCAGCCGCAAUGUUACUGUCUUCCGUAGGUGCAGCAGGGGCGGCCCUGUGAAGGUGGUCGCCAACGCGGGCGGCGAGGCCGGCCCCGGCUUCCUGCAGCGCCUAGGCCGCGUCAUCAAGGAGAAGGCCGCCGGCGAUUUUGACCGCUUCUUCGCGGGGACCUCCAAGACGCGCGAGCGCCUGGGGCUGGUGGAUGAGAUGCUGGCGUUGUGGAGCCUGGAGGACUACGAGGACAGCCUGGAGGAGCUGGAGGAGGUGCUCAUCUCCGCCGACUUCGGCCCCCGCACUGCUCUGAAGAUCGUGGACCGCAUCCGCGAGGGCGUCAAGGCCGGCCGCGUCAAGAGCGCCGAGGACAUCCGCGCCUCGCUCAAGGCUGCCAUUGUGGAGCUGCUGACGGCACGGGGGCGCUCCAGCGAGCUCAAGCUGCAGGGCCGGCCGGCUGUGGUGCUGAUUGUGGGAGUGAACGGCGCGGGCAAGACCACCACUGUGGGCAAGAUCGCGUACAAGUACGGCAAGGAGGGAGCCAAGGUCUUCCUCAUCCCAGGCGACACCUUCCGCGCCGCCGCCGCGGAGCAGCUGGCGGAGUGGAGCCGCCGCGCGGGCGCCACCAUCGGCGCCUUCCGAGAGGGUGCCCGACCGCAGGCCGUCAUCGCCUCGAACCUGGACGACCUGCGGCAGCGCACGUGCAAGGACGCGUCGGACGUGUACGACCUCAUUCUGGUAGACACGGCAGGCCGGCUGCACACGGCCUACAAGCUGAUGGAGGAGCUGGCGCUGUGCAAGGCGGCGGUCAGCAACGCACUGCCGGGCCAGCCCGACGAGACCCUACUUGUGCUAGACGGCACCACAGGCCUCAACAUGCUAAACCAGGCCAAGGAGUUCAACGAGGCUGUGCGGCUGAGCGGACUCAUCCUCACAAAGCUGGAUGGCACUGCCCGAGGAGGCGCGGUGGUGAGUGUGGUGGACCAGUUGGGCCUGCCCGUCAAGUUCAUUGGUGUGGGCGAGACGGCCGAGGACCUGCAGCCCUUCGACCCCGAGGCAUUCGCUGAGGCCCUGUUCCCGAAGGUCAAGGAGCCCGCCACUGCCGGCACCAAGUAAAUGAACGGGGCGGAGCACUGCUGGGGGCGCCUGGGGGCAAAUACGUUUGGGCAUGCUGGUAUGGAUGUGGGCUUACUUGUUUUCUAAGUGGAGGUGGGCUUUGGGAUGCAGGUGUGUGAAGUCUGUACUGCGUUUCGUGUUGGUUUGUGCGAGAGAGCGCGAUGAGUGACUCGUGGUGUGUCGCCAUUUGCAAGGAAUUUCAAACCUGCGUGAGGGAAGGCAACAGGGGUUGCGGUCACUGGGUGCGCCCCUGCAAGGCCAAAGUUGAUAGGAUGGCGCGAUUGGCGCCUAAAGCGUUUAUACUGCUCGCGGCACAGAACUGGGCGGGUACGCCUUCGCAAUGUAUGGAGGUGCAGUUUGUGGAUGCCGGUCUCUUUGGCGCGCCGCACUCUUGUGGAAGUGGGUCGCCGCGGUGUGGCGAACGGCCUAAGGCGGCAACGGGCAACGCGUGUGAACGAGGGUGUGCGACGGGACAACGGUGGCAAGGCAGGUUGGGAAGUCCCGUAGGAUGCAGCUGAUUCCCAGAACCCAGCAGAUGGCAAACAAUUUGCAAUGGGCAACGCGUGUGAACGAGGGGAGCACGGAGCACCCUGGCGGGCACCCGGCACGCCAGCUGUGCAAGCAGUGGUACUGGCCUAGGUGGACGAGGGCGGCCUGCCCUUGUCGGCCACUCAGCCCGGUACUUGCAGUGGAAGCGGAGGAGGGAUGCGAGCGGCCACCUAGGCAAUCAGCGUGGCGGCGGACUAGCGGCGGCCUCCUGGGGGCGGAGGAGUGCAAAGGAACGUGUAAAUACGGAGGAAGCGGAGGGAAGGAAGCAAUAGGAGGUGUGGCUGUCGUAGGCUCGGAUGGAAUGGUGGAGCAAGGCAGAGCACGUAAGGCGGAGCAUGACUGGGACAAGCAGGCAGCACAGCCGUUGUGCAAGCACUCCGUCUUCAUUUGUGCUGUAAGGGAUGAUAAGGUGCAUAUGAGGUUUCUGGCCCCCGGCGCGGUGGGUGUCGUGUGGCAAGUGGCAAGGGAGCUUCGCGUGUUGGGACGUGAAGUCCGGUGGGGGCGCGAGCCCAUGUGCCCAUCCAGCGAAGCCCUAGCGCCUGCGUCUGCGCGCAUGUGAAGGCGGGGGCAAGCGCUGUCAGAGCGCCAGGUGGAUGUGGGCCUUGUGGGCGGAACAGCGGGGGGCGGCAGGUGUAGGUGGCGAGGGCAUCGGCUCAAGAGCCUCG